UCGAUAUCAGUAUGGGUGUGGUAAUCGUUGUGUGAAUUGCCUUGAAUCUAGUAAAUUUGGCGCCCGAUGCCUUGUUUUGGAUAUUAACGAAAUGACCGCGUUAACAUUUUGAAAAAGAAAACAAGUCUGCUAACCCUUACACGCGGCAGGAGGAUUUUGUAGUGUUUUUACAUCAGUAUUAUCAACGCUGGGAAGGGAGUGAAACACCUGGAGGACCAUGAGUGAGCUGGAGCAGUUGCGGCAAGAGGCCGAGCAGCUGCGCAAUCAGAUCAGAGAUGCCAGGAAAGCAUGCAGCGACUCCAGCCUGUCCCAGAUUACAGCUGGUCUGGAUUCAGUCGGAAGGAUCCAGAUGAGAACAAGGCGGACCCUCCGAGGCCAUUUAGCCAAAAUCUAUGCCAUGCACUGGGCCACUGAUUCCAGGUUACUAGUUAGUGCCUCACAAGAUGGCAAACUCAUCAUUUGGGACAGCUACACCACAAACAAGAUGCAUGCCAUUCCAUUAAGGUCAUCAUGGGUGAUGACUUGCGCCUACGCUCCCUCAGGGAAUUAUGUUGCCUGCGGAGGCCUGGACAACAUCUGCUCAAUCUACAGCCUUAAAACCCGUGAGGGCAACGUCAGAGUCACCAGAGAACUGCCUGGACACACAGGUUAUUUGUCAUGUUGUCGCUUUUUGGACGAUAGUCAGAUUGUCACCAGUUCUGGAGAUACUACAUGUGCUCUCUGGGACAUUGAGACCGGUCAGCAGACCACCACGUUCACAGGGCACAGUGGAGACGUGAUGAGCCUGUCCCUCAGCCCUGACUCGAAGACCUUUGUGUCUGGUGCCUGCGACGCGUCCUCCAAACUGUGGGACAUCCGAGACGGGAUGUGCAGACAGUCUUUCACCGGACACGUGUCUGAUAUAAAUGCUGUCUGUUUCUUUCCAAACGGCAAUGCGUUCACCACGGGCUCGGACGACGCGACUUGUCGUUUGUUUGACCUUCGUGCGGACCAGGAACUCAUGAUGUACUCGCAUGACAACAUUAUCUGCGGCAUCACCUCCGUGGCCUUCUCCAAGAGUGGCCGUCUGCUGCUCGCUGGCUACGAUGACUUCAACUGCAAUGUGUGGGACACGCUUAAAGGAGAGCGUGCAGGCGUUCUGGCUGGGCAUGACAACAGGGUCAGCUGUUUGGGGGUGACCAGUGACGGCAUGGCUGUGGCCACCGGUUCUUGGGACAGCUUCCUCAGGAUAUGGAACUGACCUCACUGGACGGGACUUCGGGGAGCCACUCUUUCUGAUCACAGAGUCACUGUAGUGCACCACUGCCACACAGGACCCCUCCCUCUCCUUCCCCUCCUUACAGAUGACCUGGUUUUCUUCUCUCCGCACUAUCCCACUAUCCUACAGUCAGUCAAAGAGGUGAGGACCAGCAGUGAAGAGCCUCCGCUGGCUCUCUCUGUCUCUCGGGCUUCACAUCUCGACUCGAGAGGUGCGGAACAGACUGUGUUGUAUAUAUCCGCCAUUCUUUAUGCUUGUAUGUAUAACAUAUGCACUUCUGACAGUGUUUGGAUGUUCUGGUGUGUGGAUACUCGUGAUGGGUGUCUUAGCUGUGCCUGUUUUCUUUUCCUGCGUAAAAUAUUUAGUUUUCUUUGUCCCCAA
Messenger RNA from Rhinichthys klamathensis goyatoka, 1639 nucleotides. It is a transcript of the gene gnb4a, whose product is annotated as guanine nucleotide binding protein (G protein), beta polypeptide 4a. Gene Ontology annotation, molecular function: signaling receptor complex adaptor activity; protein binding. Gene Ontology annotation, cellular component: heterotrimeric G-protein complex; cytoplasm. Gene Ontology annotation, biological process: G protein-coupled receptor signaling pathway. Lineage: Eukaryota; Metazoa; Chordata; Actinopteri; Cypriniformes; Leuciscidae. The coding region runs from base 218 to 1240 and encodes 340 amino acids. The record is from RefSeq and is a predicted model, not a curated record. The transcript has 10 exons.